ACUCCCACGCAGUAGGUGGGUGUGGUCUUCACUGACUGGUUGAACAUAAUAAAGUCUGAAUGCUGACACACACAUUCACUCAGAGAACACAGAAGCCGUUUCACUCUUCCUCUGCUCCAUUUUCCCCCAUCUGAAGAAACACCUAUAAGUAUCUUGCGAAGUUCUUGGGAUCGUCUGUAGCUGACAAGUUGUUGGAAAGCAAAUAUGUCUCUGCCAUUGUCCUUGCUGAUAUGUCUGUCAGUCUUCCAGCUGUGUUUGGGAGCUCCGCCUGUGGAGGAAGUCAUUACAGAAAAAAAAAAGUGCAUCUUUUAGGGGCUUGGACAGAAAGACUUCCUGAGUCGAAAGAUGUUCAGAAGGCAGCUCAAUAUGCUGUAGAAAUGUUCAACAAAAAUUCAGAGGACGAGGUGUUGUUCAAGCUGGUCUCAAUUAACAGUGCUAAAUCCCAGGUAACCAAUAGGAUCAACUUUAAAAUCGACGCAGUCCUCGGAGGUACCAAAUGUCCUAUGAUGGAAAACCUUGACUUGAAAAGCUGCAUUUUGGAUGAAGAGCAACUACAGUGCCAGUUUGUUGUGACUUUAGACCCCGGCAACGAGGAACAUGAGCUGAAAACCAAGAAAUGCCACAAAGUUGCAAAGAAGGCUUAAUUCUUUUUUACAGUGUCAAGAUAACGUGAGAUCAUCCCAUUAUUUCCAUGCUGGAGAUUUUAGGUUAACAGUCACAAUACAUGAAGUUACAUUUAUAAUUAAUUACACAAAGUAGCAUCUAUAACUAGGGGUAAAAUCAAACUUCAAUAAAAUCAGUGAGGUUUGUGUGUUUCCUUUGUGUCAUUCAAACUUCACUUUUAAAUUAUAUUUCUGUUUGUAUUUAAUCAAAAUAAAUCAUAGUCAGGCAGAGAGAGAGAUAGUUGCCAAGCCAUGACACAGGAACAGCAGGCUUUCUGAUAAGAUGAAGAAAGUUUCCAGCCUGAAGAUUUAUAGAAAUAUGUGUGAGACUAUUCCUUAUUUCAAUGUGUAACAUAGUUAAAAUGGUUCAGGUUAAAUCCUGCUAAAAUGCACCAUCUGCUGGUAAAACGGGGUAUUACAUUCACCCUAGAAAGAGCGGGGUAUUAUGGGUAAUCCUCAGAGCCAUGAGGAUCACUGUCGAGGUAAUGUGUCUCUGCGAUGUGAUAAAGAAAUAUUAUUUAUAAAAUAUGUGUAUGGUUUCUGUUUUUGCAUAUUAUUGAAAUAUGCUUAAUCCAUGUUAUGCUAGCUUUGCUAUUAUAUUGUUUUUGUUGCGUUAUGGAAAUGUUUAGUUCGUGAGAAAGUGUGGCGGGAUUUUCCCACACGGUAACAUUAUGGCUCCUCCUUGCAGGAGUCUUUCAUGCCAGAGACUGACUUUACCUCGGUGCCCAUGUGUGAAAUGCAGGUAUGUUUUACUAAAUCUCUGUAGCAGAUGGCUAAUAUAAGGCAGUUUUAUAUUAAUAGUUUUAUAUAGAUAUGGUUAAUGUUUUUGCAUUGUUCCAAGAUGCAAGUUUGUAUAAGCUAAAAUAUAAAAAUGGCAUCUAGUAAAUAAAAUGUCAGCAUUUUAUUUUAUUUUUCAGAGCGUUUUAAUUAAUUGUGUUACUUUCUUUAAAAAGGACACUCACUGGUUGUUCCUUUGAUGUAAACCAAAUCCACUAUACAAUCACUGUAAUUUUCAAUUAUUUUAUUUUGGUUACUGUAUGAUGGGUAAUCCUGAGAGCCAUGAGGAUCACUGUCGAGGAGUCUUUCAUGCCAGAGACUGACUUUACCUCGGUGCCCAUGUGUGAAAUGCAGGUGGAGAAUUAAAUUAAACAACUGAUGCCA
Messenger RNA from Xiphophorus couchianus (Monterrey platyfish), 1823 nucleotides. Its product is annotated as cystatin-like. Gene Ontology annotation, cellular component: vesicle; cytoplasm. Gene Ontology annotation, molecular function: cysteine-type endopeptidase inhibitor activity. The record is from RefSeq and is a predicted model, not a curated record. NCBI's taxonomy places the organism in Eukaryota, Metazoa, Chordata, Actinopteri, Cyprinodontiformes, Poeciliidae. Bases 231 to 644 code for a protein of 137 amino acids. The transcript has 6 exons.